AGGUGCAUCCUUUUGGAUAUGCGACGCUCUUGAAUUCAUCUAUAGUCAUCCAGAGUGAAGAUGUUUCCAGCACGUUCUUUCCUACAAGCACUUUGCACUUCCUCGCGGAGACCUACUUCGAUCCGGCAGUUAUCUGCUAUUGCGAGAACACUUGAAGUGCGAAUUCCAAAAAAGUUCCUGAAAAGUAACAAAGGUAUUUUAACCGUCAGUACACGGACAUGCUUUCAUCCUGGUGCGAGUACGUUAGUGCCUAUGCAGGCGCGUACCGAGCUCAGCGGGUGGCAGGUUAUCCGACAUUUAGUUCAUUUUGUAUGGCCAAAAGGAAACAGAGCUAUCAAGAGGCGAGUGCUGGUCGCACUGUGUCUCCUAAUUGGCGCCAAACUUGCAAACGUUUCCGUGCCGUUCCUAUACCGUGAUGCUGUCAACUUUUACAACGAUAAGGCUCCUACUUUCUUGCGACUCACAUUUGACACGGUGCCCAAUGCCAUUCUUACAACUGGAGUUUGCAUCAUUAUAGCUUAUGGUGUGACAAGAGCGGCAUCUUCUUUAAUGAACGAGUUGAGAAAUGCAGUUUUUGCUAAGGUGGCACAAAACUCAGUAAGACAAAUAGCGAGAAAUAUUUUCCUUCAUCUACAUAAUCUCGACUUAUCUUUCCACUUGAACCGUCAGACUGGUGCUCUUUCCAAGGCAAUAGAUCGUGGUACAAGAGGUAUGAGUUUUGUUUUGGCGUCGCUGGUGUUCAACGUGAUCCCUACCGCGGUAGAAAUUUCAAUGGUAUCUGCUAUCUUCUGCGGUUCUCUCGGUCCUGAAUUUGCUUAUAUGACUUUGGGAAGUGUAGGAAUGUAUGCAACGGCUACACUGGCUAUCACUCAGUGGCGAACGAAAUUCCGCCAUGAAAUGAAUCAAGCUGACAAUGAUGCCGGUAAUAAAGCAGUGGAUUCACUUAUUAAUUAUGAAACAGUCAAGUAUUUCAACAAUGAGGAGUUCGAAGCGGAUCGAUAUGAUUACUAUUUGCAAAAGUUCGAGCGUGCGUCACUGAAAACGACUUCAUCGCUAGCUUUAUUGAACUUUACUCAGAAUGCUAUAUUCUCUGCUGGUCUGAUUGGUGUCAUGUAUUUGGCGGCACAUAAAAUUGCCGCUGGUGAAGCCACUGUUGGUGAUCUGGUUCUUGCGAACACGUUGCUUUUCCAGCUCUCCAUACCACUCAACUUUUUAGGUUCUGUUUAUCGAGAAGUUCGCCAAGGAUUGGUUGAUAUGAACACCAUGUUCUCGCUUCUACAUUUGAAAGCGAAGAUAGUUGAAAAGCCAAAUGCAAAGGAUCUUGUUGUUAGCGGAAAUGACAUCAAUAUCAAAAUAGAAAAUGUGCAUUUCGGUUAUUUACCACAGAAACCUAUUCUUAAUGGUUUGACCAUGGAAAUACCGGCUGGCAAAAAAGUGGCUGUUGUUGGAGGGUCAGGUUCGGGGAAGUCAACGCUCGUUCGUUUGCUCUAUCGAUUGUACGAUGCUGACAGCGGUAAUAUCAUCAUCAAUGGAAUUGAUAUUCACGACCUCAAGCUCCUCUCACUGAGGAAAAUAAUAUCAGUCGUGCCUCAGGAUUCUGUGCUGUUCCAUGAUACAAUCUACUAUAAUCUCGCAUAUGGCAAUCCUCAUGCUAGCCGCGAAGAAGUCAUAGAAGCGUCCAGGCUGGCAGAUCUCCACGACUCGGUGGAGCGGAUGCCAGAGGGAUACGACACUCUUGUUGGUGAACGUGGACUGAAGUUAUCAGGCGGAGAAAAACAACGCGUCGCCAUCGCUCGUGCUAUAUUAAAGGAUGCACCUCUAAUUGUCUAUGAUGAAGCGACCUCUUCACUGGAUGCAAUAACGGAGGCAAACAUAAUGCGCGCGUUAAAGGAAGCAGUGCAGCAAAGAACAUCCCUUUUCAUUGCUCAUCGUUUGGCAACGAUUGUUGACGCGGACAUUAUAUAUGUUUUGGACAAAGGUCGUGUAGCAGAAUGUGGUCCACAUUCUGAAUUGAUUCUCAAAGGUGGACUUUAUGCCCAACUUUGGAACAGUCAAAACCGCCUUGGAGUUGUGCCGCCGAAGGAAGUGAAGAAAUACACACCAGAGCAAGCAAUGUUGGAUUUGGAGGAUCCUGACAAAUGCUGUGGUAACUCGAGCUGCAAUCGAUGA
Cylicocyclus nassatus is the source of this 2169-nucleotide messenger RNA. The record is from the annotation of a GenBank genome assembly. Lineage: Eukaryota; Metazoa; Nematoda; Chromadorea; Rhabditida; Strongylidae.